CUCCCGAAGGAUACACUACUACGCUUCUGAAGUCAUAUCACAAAAUAGCAUGUCCAACUUCCAGCUGCCACAAGGAUUGCGACCGGCUGCUCCGCCUUCCGGUGCUGGACCUUCUGGUCUUAGUGGUGGAGCCUCAGGGGCAGGUACGGCUGGUGGGCAGGGGUCCUCAGAACAGGAGCAGGCAGCUGCUAGGGAACGAGCACAAGCGCAGGAAGAGAUGAAAAGGACAAUGAUACAGGCAAUGCUGGAUUCAGCAGCACGAGAGAGACUCUCUCGAAUAUCACUCACACGACCUCAACUCGCUGCUCAGGUUGAAGAAUUAUUAGUACGCAUGGGGACGUCUGGACAAAUCAGAGGGCAGGUCUCGGAUGAUGCGCUGAAGAACUUGUUAGAGCAGGUCUCCAAUCCGCCACAAGCCAAAACUGGCGCUGCUCCCACUGUAUCCACAACUGGAGCUCGCACAAAGUCACUUGGUGCCGGUAUCACAAUACAGCGGAAGCGUGACGACUCGGACUCUGACGAAUACGACUUAUAAUGCAGGGUCACUGUCGAC
Kockovaella imperatae is the source of this 553-nucleotide messenger RNA. Its product is annotated as PDCD5-related protein. Gene Ontology annotation, molecular function: DNA binding. Lineage: Eukaryota; Fungi; Basidiomycota; Tremellomycetes; Tremellales; Cuniculitremaceae. Gene Ontology annotation, cellular component: cytosol; nucleus. Bases 50 to 535 code for a protein of 161 amino acids. The record is from RefSeq and is a predicted model, not a curated record. The transcript has 4 exons.